CCGCAGGAGCAGCGAAGCAGGCGACGGAGCAGCAACAACAACAACAGCGGCGGCACUCAUGGCGGAGAGCGACUGGGACGCGGUGACGGUGCUGCGCAAGAAGGGCCCCAGCGCGGCCCAAGCCAAGUCCAAGCAGGCCGUCCUGGCGGCGCAGAGAAGAGGCGAAGACGUGGAGACCUCCAAGAAAUGGGCGGCGGGCCAGAACAAGCAGCACUCCAUCACCAAGAACACGGCAAAGCUGGACCGGGAGACGGAGGAGCUGCACCACGACCGGGUGCCCCUCGAGGUGGGCAAGGUCAUCCAGCAGGGCCGGCAGGGCAAGGGCCUCACCCAGAAGGACCUGGCCACGAAAAUCAACGAGAAGCCCCAGGUCAUCGCGGACUAUGAGUCGGGGCGGGCCAUCCCCAACAACCAGGUGCUGGGCAAGAUCGAGAGAGCCAUCGGCCUCAAGCUCCGCGGGCGGGACAUCGGGAAACCCCUCGAAAAGGGUCCCAAAGGGAACUGAGGACAAAGCCUCGAAGUCAGUGCGCCCCGACUGACCCGCUUCUUCCUCCUCCUCCUCCUCCGGCCGAGCAGCUUCCCUUCGAGCGGCUUCAGCGUCGGAGCAAACCUCCAGGAUUUCAGCCCUGCGGUUGUUCUUGUUGUUGUUUUGGGAGGGGUGGGAGGGAGAAACGUCUGUAUAAACUUUCCUCCCCAUUUGGGACGGUCCUCCGUCCCGCCUCUUUCUUCUCCUUCCAAAAGCGAGUGUCCGAAAACUAAUAAUAAACAAGCUGCGACUUGAACCUGCCAGGGGCAAAAGAAA
Messenger RNA from Anolis carolinensis (green anole), 802 nucleotides. RefSeq names its product endothelial differentiation related factor 1 (gene edf1). NCBI's taxonomy places the organism in Eukaryota, Metazoa, Chordata, Lepidosauria, Squamata, Anolidae. Bases 59 to 505 code for a protein of 148 amino acids. The transcript is spliced from 5 exons. The record is from RefSeq and is a predicted model, not a curated record. Gene Ontology annotation, cellular component: nucleus. Gene Ontology annotation, molecular function: DNA binding.